Molecule: messenger RNA, 372 nt
Organism: Chaetomium strumarium
Lineage: Eukaryota; Fungi; Ascomycota; Sordariomycetes; Sordariales; Chaetomiaceae
Exons: 4
Coding region: 1-372 (123 amino acids)
Source: RefSeq, a predicted model, not a curated record
AUGUGCCUGAAAGGGACAUAUCUAGCUCUAUUUGGCACUAAGCAGCCCCCGGUAUUGGCAUACGAUCCGCUCCCCGGCGCACAGCAUCUGGCGACCCACGACCCGCCUGACCCGGAGAAGAACCAAGUUGGCUCCGCCUACUGGGCACCUAAACAAGGGCGGUAUUUUUGGGAAGAGCCCGGCUGCAGCGCCAAGUAUACAUCGAUGGGCGCCUUAAAUGUUCAUAUCGCCAAAGUCCACCGCGGAAUUCGGCAUCGUUGCUCCCAUUGUGGGAAGAGGUUCUCAACGAUUGGCGCCUUACGAACGCACAUCAAGAGUGCCACGACAAGAUUCGGCACCCUUGACCCUAUUGUGAAGAGGCGUUCUCACUGA